CCUCGAAGCAUGAUGAAACCUAAAUGCUAAUUAUAGGCCCAGACACUGGACAGGCCAUCUUGAGUCAAUGAUGAUGAAACAUCAGCGCACCCACCGUGUCUGUUCGGUGUGAAACUCGGAAGUAAUAUUUAGAAGAGGUACAAGUACGGCAAAGUUCAGAGGAAGUUCCUCGUGAUUAGCAUAUAAUUUGGAAGCCAGAGCGAUCAGCAUUCAAGUUACGUUUUCUGUCGCCUGUAGACUCUGCAAAUGUUACUAAUGGGCCCAUCUCCUUCACUUGAUGACAAGGACAUUAAUAUUGCCAGCUUGUGCAAGGUUUGUGCCCACGUAUCUGCGAAAGAAUACGAAACACGGAGUGACGAGCAAUCAGCCGAAUGUUAGUGACACUAUUUAAUACUGGGUUGGUUAAUCCUUGGACCCCACCUACUCUUUCAGUGACAGAGGAGAUCCAAGCUUUGGACCUAGACCUCCUGGUAGCCCCAACAAUCAAAUACAUCUGCGUCGCUGCUUUAACGCUCUUUACCUGGGACCUGAUCCUAACUUUUCCUCACGAGGUUAGACUAUGGAACGCCAAAUGGACGCUUGCAAAAGUUCUAUUUUUCGUGAAUCGAUACUUUGCACUUGGGACAGCUAUUCUAAUAACAUUUUUGACGUUCGAUGUUACACCCACAUGGGCUAUGUGUUCUGUAAACACUGUCUUUGCUGUCAUUGCUUUGUUACUAGUGGCCAAUAUCGAAAUGAUUCUCCAACUUCGAUUAUACGCGCUGUACGCCUAUGACAAGAGAAUCGUCCUCCCUGUGUCGACAUUGUUCGUCGCGGUCUUCAGUGGCAUGAUGGUGAUGGCAGUGAACAUAUACCAGUAUGAACAGAACCACAAAGCUCAGAUCUUUGGCGUAUGUGCCAUAGUUGAGUCCGUGGAUUGGCUGUAUCUUUUCUGGGUGCCAAUGAUGGGUUUAGACUUUGUUCUUGUCCUGUUAGCAGGCUACAAAUCUCUUCAGCAUUAUUUCCAGGUACCUGACAAGACUUGGUCUGGUGCACGUCUUAUGCGUACCUUCGCGCGAGACUCGAUUCUUUAUUUUCUCUGUAACUUUUUGAUAUACCUGUUCAGCACCUUGCUGGGCAAAUUCGGCCCUGCUGAGUAUUACCAACUUGGCGCGAUCACGGUCGCAAUUGUCCCACCUAUAACGGCGAACCGUCUCCUCAUCAACAUGCACGAUUCGACACACGCAGAGCAAGAGAGAGGUACAAUGAGGUCUGUCGUUCGCAUCCAUCCUUGACCAAUGUAUUUGGCAUGAGGUCAGAGUACACCAAGAGGACAUAGAGAGCUCGCAUCCAUAAGUAUAGAGGAUACUAUGAUAGAUAAACAGGAGUAAGCCUCCUGUGUGCUCGACCAAGUGUCGAUGUCAAUUCAAUUAGAC
Messenger RNA from Suillus subalutaceus, 1415 nucleotides. RefSeq lists its product as uncharacterized. The transcript is spliced from 17 exons. The coding region runs from base 372 to 1274 and encodes 300 amino acids. The record is from RefSeq and is a predicted model, not a curated record. Lineage: Eukaryota; Fungi; Basidiomycota; Agaricomycetes; Boletales; Suillaceae.